Portunus trituberculatus (swimming crab) is the source of this 10248-nucleotide messenger RNA. RefSeq lists its product as uncharacterized. Lineage: Eukaryota; Metazoa; Arthropoda; Malacostraca; Decapoda; Portunidae. The transcript has 7 exons. The coding region runs from base 243 to 1208 and encodes 321 amino acids. The record is from RefSeq and is a predicted model, not a curated record.
CAGAAGUGGAAGGAGUGACCCCGCCGGCCUGUCUGCCUCACUCACCCAGGCUUCCCCCACGCCCACACCCACACGCAGGGGUCGCGCCACACCCGCCCACACCCACCCACACCCACACCCACCCACACACCCAACAAGGAGGCAGUGUAUUGCAAUGAACCUUACCUGGCUUUCCUGUAAGUCUUCUGUACUCUUUCCCGCGUGACCGUAUCUCCACACGCCCGCACGCCCACACGCCCACCAUGGCAAGCACGCCCCUGCACGCCCUAGUGGUGGCGGUGGUGGUGGUGGUGGUGAGCGAGAUAGCUGCUGCCUCUCAUAAGGAUAACAGUUUUAAUAUUCAAGGAAGUGGUGAAGCCAGAGCGGCGAGGAUCAGGAGAGAGCAAGAGAAAAGCGAGACGGACAACAAAACACUGCCCAGCGGCAUUCCUGACACGGAGCCGACCACAGUGACCUUCCCGCCGUGCACUGGCAACGAGGAAGGGGAGUGUGAUGCGCUGCCCAACAGUAUUUGCGUGAAGGAGGAAGGAAUCUGCAAGUGUACCCGUCCCAAUAACCUGUUUGACGUGGAGAACCAGUACUGCGGGAAAGCGACGAAACUGGGAGAAAAAUGCAUGUACACGAGUGAAUGCGCUGAGGGAGACGACUACAGUGUAUGCAACGACCAAAAGGUGUGUGCUUGCGGCCCUGGCUUCAGUGUGGACGACCUCCCUCAAGUCGGCGUUACCUGUAUCGAAACUUCCAAGGGCGACGGGAUAGGCGCUCCUGACCCUGCAAUGAUUGGUGUGCUGGCUGGCCUGGCGCUCAUGUUCGUCAUCAUCUGCGUGGUGCUUCGACUCUUCUCCAAGGCGAGAUUCCGCGAGAACCGGUCAAUCUUCAACACCCCCAACCCCCGCCUGAUGAACGCUUCGCUGUUUAAAGACAGUAAGUUGCUGAGCCCUGCCCGCGGGGACCGUCGAGGCUCCCGGGCCAGUGUUCGAGUCCCGUCUCGCGCAGCCUCCAUCACCUCCGUCAACGCCGCCUCCCGCUCUCCUAACGGGUCACUGGCCAAAGUUGACGUUUCAGGAAGGCGAGGGAGUGCGCUUUCCACUGCCUCCGCCACGGGCUCCACCCACGGCCACACAGCCCCGGGAGGACACAAGACACCAAGUCCAGUCAGGGAGAACAAGAAGGCAGAGACAACCGUGGCUAUCGAGACAGUGGACUAAGCCGAGAGAGUCUUCUAGAGGUGGUGUGGCCCGCGUCGUCCGCCGAGUCUCCAUCCAGAUCCUGCUCUCUCCGUGUGUGGGGUCUGUGGUCUCCUCCCCCGAGUGUCUGGCUGGCUGCGGCUGCCCAGGGGUUCCUUCUGUUGGUCUGAGUUUGUUGUGGUUUCUUAUGGUUAUGUGAAGUGUGGGUUAGAUGUUUGUGUUGUUUGGGUUUUGUGGUUACAGUGAAGUGUUUCUGAGAUAAAUCCUACUUCUACUUUUACUACUACUACUACUGCUACUACUACUGUUGAUAACCACAUUACCAGCACCACAUGAAAGAAUAACAAACACAACGAGAAUGUAACUUGUAUACAAUAAUUAGCAACACAUCGAAGAAAUACACACACACACACACACACACACACACACACACACACAAAAAAAAAAACAGAAAACGUAAAAUAAAGUAGAGUAAAAACGAAGCUCAAAUUAGAAAGGAAAGUGUGACGUCAUUCUGUUUAUCAAUUUGUCUGUCUGUCUGUCUGUCUGUCUGUUUUGGUGUCCUCGGAGUCCUUAGCGUAGGAUUAGCCAAGUGUGCUGCAGGAAUGAGAUGAGGCGAGGUCACACCAGGUCACAUCAAGGUCACAUCAAGGUCAAGAAAGGUCAUAUGGGUGAAGGGCAAGUACUAUGUGACCUGAAUUGUAAGGGAUAGUAAGAGGGUCACACUUCAGGGUCACACUUCAGGGUCACACUUGAGAGGUCACACUUGAGAGGUCACACUUGAGGGUCAUACUUGUGGGUCACACUUAAAGAGGUCACACUUGAGGGUCACACUUGAGGAAUCACACUUGAGGGUCACACUUUAGUCACACUUGAAGGUCAUACUUAAGGGUCGUAUUUGAGGGUCACACUUAAAGAUCACACUUGAGAGUCACACUUGUAGAUCACACGAAGGUCAUUCUUAAGGGUUAUAUUUGAGGGUCACACUUAUAGGUCACACUUGAAGGUCGUACUUGAGGGCCACACUUAAAGGUCACACUUAUAGGUCAUACUUGGGGUUGUUAUAUUUGAGGGUCACACUUAAAGGUCACACUUAUAGGUCAUACUUGAAGGUCGUACUUGAGGGUCACACUUAAAGGUCACACUUAUAGGUUACACUUGAGGGGUCACACUUAGAAAUGCACAAAGUAGAGGUAAUUUUCUAAUCUGUUUAAUUUUCCAUCUAUGCAAAAGCGUUUUUAUUUAUUUUUUAACUUGUGAAGGCGAUGAAGUAGCGGGAACUCACCACAGCGGGAAGCGUUCAGUGAAGUUAACGUAGGAAUUAAGUAGAGUGAAGUUAGGUUACAAGUGAAGUUAGUACAGUGAAGCUACUAGUUUUAAACCCGUUCAGUACUUGUUCUUCGCCCCUUACCUAUCCCCCCCCCUAAAAGCCAGACAGCCACCUCACACCUCACAAGGCCACUCCCUACACUCCUCCCUCUCCACCCCUUGCCCUCCAUCCCCCUUCCUUCCCCUCCCUCCCCUCGCCUCCCUCAUCUCAGAACUCAGUGUUAUCUAUUAAUGAGUCUGUCGCACAAAACACUUCGAAGCUCAGAGUGAAGCAAAUGAUUCACUCCAGAGGUUCGAAUCUCUCUCGUGUGAACUUGGAACUCGGAAAGCAAACUCGCCUCUUAAGGAAGCGAUCCCUUUUGGCGCCACUUCUGAAAAAAAAAGAAAAGGUGAACGAAAAAAAAAAACGGAAACAUAACCGAACCACACAAAUCCUUGGAAACGAAACUGCUUCAUUGGAAUACAAAAACAGUUUCGCGAUCGGACGAAGCAGUGAAGCAAUAGAACCUGAAACAAAUAGAACCCCACAAAACACACCAUUCGAUCUAAAAAAAAAAAAUGCAUCUUAAACUGCUUCGAAUCACUUAUUGAACGGAACACCCAAAAUAUGUGAUCCAAUCCUGUAUAGUGCAGUGGAAGGGGGAUUGACCGCCCCGGGAGAGUAUCAUAGCUUGCUUCACCAGUAGGACAAAGAAUUCAGCUCUACGUUUUUUGUAUAUCCGAGGCAGAAUGUCACCCGAGGCUAUUUCUGAAGCAGCAAAAGGUUCACGAGUAAUGUUUCGACUCGGUAUAGAAAAAAAGAAGAUUCAGUAGUCGAUAUUUUGAAGACUCACUCCCUUUUUAGGUCAUAUUAUUUGUUGGGAGUGUGCCGUUAAGUGAGAGGACGUACAUAGAACUAUUACCAAAGAACUUAAAGCAGAACAUUUAUACUCUGGAAAAGAAAAAAAAAAAAGUAGCACUAGAAACAAGGAAAAUACAUAAAAAAAUGGUUUCUACUUAUACAUAACUUAUACAUAAAAACAUUUAACGCAUAUGCUGUAGUGGACAAUUCCUGUAGCGUUUACUUAAGUAGUGGAUAUCGCUGUAGCCAGACCUUUAGAACUUUUAACAGCAAUAGACAGAGGACUAAUGAACGGCGCAACUCACAACCUCCUUAAUACGAACCGGAAGUAGAAUAGUGAACAAACCAAACCUCUUGCCUCGACACGGUUCACUUUUGGGUAUUCGAAGCAGAUGCGAUAGUGAAUGAAGCUUUGUGUGUGUGUGUGUGUGUGUGUGUGUGUGUGUGUGUGUAGAAAGUUUUUUUUUUUCAUGACCAAAGAAAUUAUUAGAUAUAUGUUAGUGAUGAUUGAAAAAUAGUAAAAAAAAAACGAGAUUAGUUCACGAGAGAGAGAGAGAGAGAGAGAGAGAGAGAGAGAGAGAGAGAGAGAGAGAGAGAGAGAGAGAGAGAGAAUGAAAAAUAAUGACAGAUGGAAGCUGAAAACAAUAAAACAAGGAUAUAAAACGAAGCGAAUAGGAAGAAAGUGAGAAAUACAAACGAAAAAUGGAAGAAAAAAACAAGCAAAUGGAGAGAGAAAAGUAGAAAAGAAGAACAUCAAGGAGGAAAAGAGAAAGUAAGUGGUUCAUUUUGUGCGAGGCUUCAGAGGUUCACGGAAAUGCUUCGGAACACAUGAAACUUUUCGCCAGCGUUACAAAUUUGUAGUCGAGAAACAACAACAACAACAACAACAACAACAACAAUAAUGAUAAGAUAGUCAGGCGUGAUCGUUUUUUCAGAUCACGAACAACACAACAGUCUUUCUCCGUUGAUUCCCUUAGUGUUUCGCUCGCCUAGUGUUUCAGAGUCCCUUAUGAGUCUCGCUGUUUUGAUGUUUCGAAACACACAUAAGCAACAAAAACACGUGAGUCAUUUUCUACUAGUGUUACUCUAAGUGUGUGCAGAGUCUUAAAGUAUUAGUUUUCUCAGAUUUUCCUUUUCUUCUUUUUCUUUUCUUUGACUUUUUCAUUCUUUCGUCUUCGUUGUUCGUUUCUCUUUUAAUUCUACUUUUUCUUUCUGCCAGUUUUCAUGUUGUAGUCUGUAGCUUUUUUCAAAUUUUCUUUUUCCUCUUUUUUCUCUUUUUCUUUGUCUUUUUCAUUCUUUCGUCUUCGUUGUAUAUUUCUCCUAUAACUCUUCCUCUCUCUUUCUUUCCUUUCCUAUUUUUUCUUUCACUUUUUUCAUUCCUCUGCUUUCUUUCCUUCAUAUUUUUUUCUUUUUAUCUUUUAAUGGCUCGUAAACAUCACAAUAUUCCAUUCAAAUCUCAAACUUAUUUAAAAAAAAAAAAAAAAGAAACUCAACAAACCACACAAGCCCUUCCUUCUUUACAAAGCAAAACACCAAACACACCACAACACCAACACCAACACCAACAACAACACCACCAACAACAACAACAACAAGCACUAUCAUCUCCAACGCCUUAAACUGAUAAAAAUGAUAAAUGCAGAAGAAGAUUGCCUUGCCCUAACUCUACUCUGAUGGUACAACUAACUCUCGAACGCCCCCUUGCCCCUCAUUGCCCCAGCCCCACGCCACCCCGCCCCAGCCACCAUCAUCAACCAUCCCCUCGUCCCCGCCACCCUUCGCCCCGCCCCCCGUCAGCCACCCUAUGUAUAAACUGCCUUCAGACAACACACCCUUUGUAAGCGUAACACCUUCUUACUUCAGUGUUGUAGAGAUUAUAGCUCUUGUGUGUGUGUGUGUGUGUGUGUGUGUGUGUGUGUGUGUGUGUGUGUACUAACGCUCAACAUGACGUAAUCUAUAUUCUUUAUUCUUCUCUGUUAGCUAUUGUUAUCUCUUUACUCUCUCUCUCUCUCUCUCUCUCUCUCUCUCUCUCUCUCUCUCUCUCUCUCUCUCUCUCUCUCUCUCUCUCUCUCAUUUUUUUUUCUCCCUUUCAUCCUUUCUUAGUUUUUUUUUUUUCUUGCAAAUAAAUAUACAAUUGAUAACUACCUAUCUUUUUCUUUAUUUCCCUCUUCCUCCUCCUCCUCCUCCUCCUCCUCCUCCUCCUCCUCCUCCUCCUCCUCCUCCUCCUCCUCCUCCUCCUGUAUGUUUUCAUCUUCUCCCAGGAAAAUGAAAAUAAUAAUAGUAAUAAUAAUAGUUCCAUCAUUAGCCAAGUAGAUUUUUUCCUCCAAUUCACUCAAGUCACAAUUUUUUUCCUCGGUAUCCUAUGAGAGAAAAAAAUGAAUAAAAAUAAUAAUAAAAAAAAAUAGCAGGACAAGCAAGCAAUUCCCACCUCUAUUACACUAGUCGUUAAGGUUCGCACUGCUGCAAAAUGUUAUCAAGGUUCAAUUUUUAACCCUUUUACGCUCCUAUCAUAUAUAUUAUUAUUUUUUUCCAAGUUCCAUCUUAGGAUUCCAUAAUAACAGUAGUGGUAGAAAUACUAAUGAAUAAUGAUAAUAAUAGUAAUAUCUUACCUAAUAUCAUAUACAUACUUGCAUAUAUAUAUAUAGACUGUAAACUUUAUAUAUAUACAUAGCUUCUAUACGUGUACGCAUCAAAGAUAUGUUAGAAAGGGAAGUUUUUUGGGGAGUUUUCAGAUAAUAUAUAUAAAAAAAAGUUGUAAUGUUUUCAUAUAUAAAAAAUAUUUCACCUAUUUUUUUUUUUUUUUCUUAGCUGGGGUUUCACAAUCAUUUUUUUCCUCUUUGCUGACAUUUCCAAGAGGGUUCGGGGAUUUGAAUCGAGUUAUUUUUCGAGAUACUAGCGAGUACUACUGAUUACUCUAGUGUGUGUGGUGGAGAUACGAUGUUCAUGAUCCCUUGUGUCUCAUUGUACAUGCGAAAUAUCACCGUUUUUAGGGUAUACGGUCUUAUAUUGUGGUGGCUUCAAUUAAUUUCCCAUUUUUCUGUGUAUGUGUGUGUGUGUGUGUGUGUGUGUGUGUGUGUGUGUGUGUGUGUGUGUGUGUGUGUGUGUGGCCGGCAGUUCCACGCUAGUCUCCCCUCCGCUGAGCCAUUGUGAAAAGAAAACGUAUCGAGGGGGCAGCGCUGAGACGGGCAACUAUGAUAAAACUUUUUCCAUUUUUAACAUGUUUCCUGUUGUUGUUUUGGAAGUUUUUGGGCCAGAGUGACUUUUUAAUAACUGUGAUUGUUUUGAUUGUUUUUCCUUUUGUUGUUGUUGUCUGUUAUUGAUCUUUUUGUUGUCUUUGUUCUGUGUGUUGUGGUGUUCUUGUUAUUUUGCUGACGUGUUUGUGUGGAGGAGGAGGAGGAGGAAGAGAAGAAGAAGGAGAGGGAGGAACAGGAGGAGAGAAAGGAAAUAACUAAUGAAAAGGAGGAGGAAAAGUUAUGAAAAAUACCCGUCAACCUUGAGCGUGUUCUCUUUAUAUUUCGUCUUUUUUUUCAUAAUUCAGUUCUGGAAAAAUGGAAAGAAAUGAAAGAAAUAGAAACAAAACCAAGAAAAAAGAAUAAGUGCGAAAUAAACGGAUGAAAAUGAAAAGCUUACGAGAAAAAGAGAAAUAAAUGAAAAGUGAGAUUAUUUACGUUUCCACAACAAUGUAUUCUGUAUUUACCAUUCGUUUCCUUUUCUUUUAUUUUUAUUUCUUUUUUUUUUUCUUAAUAUCCUUGGCCACUGUUGUCAUUGCUGUCUACUCUACACCUGUCUUUCACUCUCGCCCCCUUGCUCCGCCAUUCACAAAACCGGGGAAGUUUUAUGAAUGCGGGUGUCGGAAAGGAGGCAACCCACACGUCACGAAACACAGCAUUACCACCACCCGUUUUCUGUUCACCUCCACCGUCUUCUUUUCGCAUUAUACGUCAUUCUUUUUCCCGUUUUCCUUGAUUUUCUAAGGAGUAACAACCUUGACUCUCAUUUUCUAUAGUAAGUGAGCUAGUUUUCUAUAUCCAUCCAUGUUUAUUUUACCUGUAACUUAGCUAUUUUUACCUGUAUUUGAACCUAUGACUUAUUAAUUAACCUACCUGUGUUUUUACCUUAUGUGGGGGAAAGGGGUAGAGCUCAGGUGUGUGUCUACCUGGCAGAACUUAAUUUGAACCCCCUGGGAGCAAUGUCCACUCACCUGACGAAGUAGAUGAAGGAGGAGAGGUGAGAUAAGUUAAGUUCUCCCAGGUUGCAGUGAUAAGGAGGGGAACACUGACGCCACCGGGGGAAGAGGUUGCGUGUGUAUUCCCCUGUGUUAAUGACGUGGGAAAGUGACAGAUUGAAAUAUUAAUGCGUCUGAGAUUGUUGACCUUAAGAGUGACAUUGGACUGUUGAUUAGUAAAGUUUUUUAAGUGAAGUUAACUAAAAGAGCAAUAGUUUUGUUUUAUGUAAGAGUGAAAGACUGGCCAAGGGCAACGUAAAAUAUAAAAAAGAAAAAAAAAAAUUGGGCCCACUCACUCGCCAGUCCCCGUACAUGAGAUUGCUGACCUUAAGAGCGACACUGAACUGUUGAUUAAAGUUUUUGUGAGGUUAACUGAAAGAGCGAUAGUUUUUUUUUUUUUCCUUUAAAUGUAAGGGAAAGACUGGCAAAGGGCAACAAAAAAAUGAUAAAUAAAGGAGCCCACUCACUCACCAGUCCCCAUACAGUGCAGAAAUAGUUAGCCAAGAGACAGGGAUAGAUGUGUUGAAACCUCCUCCCUAUUAAAUAAAGUCAAGUUAUAGGAAGGUUGAAAUACAAACACAGGCAGGGAGUUCCAGAGUUUACCAGAUCGUUGUUGUUAUUGUUAUCUUUUUCCAAGUGAGGUUUUGUGGUGGAGACUUAAUUCACACGUUUGCAGUUUACUUAAAGAGAUUCACAAUGCCGAGUUGACUUUGGUUUAAUUCUUAGUGAAGUUUGGAUAUUAAAUUUUUUUGAGUAUUGAGUUACGGAAUAAAAACGAAAGUUAAAUUAUUGAAGUUUGUGAGUUUAUCUAAAGUUGUGAAUUGUGAGGGAAGUUUACGAUAGAAAAACUGAAGAUAUUGGUGGGAGAAUAAGAGAACAAGUAUUAAGGAAGUUUUAGAUGGAAAUAAAGGAAUAUAAAGUUACCGAUUAAGAAAGAUAACUUAAAAUCAGCCAAGUUUCUAGACUCUCCUGAAGUUUAGAGUGAAAUCAGAGACGUGUGAAGUUGCGGAGAAGAGAAUUUGAAGUUAGAAUUAGUGAAGUUAGUGAAUUGUGCUUUACUUAGUGUUCGGGUGAGUGUAGGACUGGAAAGGGUAUUAGAUUUUAAGUUAGAGGAAAGAAGUUAAGUUUGCAGAGUUUAGUGUUAAGUUUAAGAAGAAUAACAGGGGAAGUUUUGACGAGGGUGGUGUUGAGAUAGCGAGGCGAGAGUGUGAAGUUUUUGGGAGUGUAUUGAAGUUAGGCAAGAAAAAGGAAAGUGGAUGAACUUGAGCAGAGAAAAUGUAGUAAUGAUAAUGAAAUAGAAGGAAGAGUUAGAAGAGAUUGUGAUGAUGGUGAAAUAGAAUAAAAAAAAGUUAGUUAGAGAAGAUUACAAUGAUAGAUGUUAUUGAAAAAGAUGAAGAGUUAAUUAGGAAAGCAUGAAAAUGUGAAUAACUUUGAUUGAAAAAAAAAGAAAAGAAAAAUAGUAAAAAUGAAAGAUGAGGAAAAAAAGAAAAAGAAAGAAAGAGAGAGAUAAGAGAGAAUAAAGUUAGAUUACUCAGUUAUUUAGAAGGAAAAAUAUAUAGAAAAAGAAAAAAGGAACACAUUGAAUAGAAAAAGAAAAUAAAUGAAAAAAAAACUUAAAGAAGAAAAUAAAUGCAAAAUAAAAAAAAAAAAAUAACAAUAAAAAAACAAGUCACUCCACAUAAACAAGCAAGAUCAAGGUCAAGAAAGGUCAAACUAGAGCUGAACUGUACAGAACGUGUUUCAAACCUGUUCUCUUAUCCCCAUCCCCCACAUCUCCCGGCCCCUUAACCUCUCCUUUUUGUUGUUGGUAUUGUUCAUCCGAGUUACCUCAUGUCCAUCAUAACCAGGAGGCUCCUUUCUUUGUUAUUGGUGUUGUUGUUGGUGAUGACAAUGUGUGUAUGGAUAGAUUGACAGGAAGGAAAAUGAAGAAGAAAAAAAAAUAGGUAGGAUUAUAGAAUGUGAAAAAUGAAAAGAAAUGAAGUGUUAAGAAAAGUAAAAAAAUAAUGAAAACAAUGGACUGAUGGAAAAAAAAAAAAAAGGAAGAAGCAACUACGAAAUAUUAAAAGAUAAAACUAAAAAUUGAAGAAAAAAUGAAAGAAAACCGCUCUAGUUUGAUGGGUACCUCCUCCAGAAAAGACUAACACACCAUUUGCUUAUCUUUUUCCCAAUUUAUUUCUCUGUGUCUCGUCCUUGCGUUCAGAAAGAGAGCUAACAAUCCUUCCCAUGUACAAAGGAUGCACACACCACACGGAACACACCAACACACCAACACAACAACACCAAACCAAGUACUGAAUAAACACAAGACAAAUAACACAUAAAGGGUUAGAAAAAACACUCUUACCAAUCAAUUAUUUAAGGAAGUUGUUCCCUUGACUGUUCACGGCGGCGGCGGUGGUGGUGGUGGUGCGUGUGUGUGUGUGUGUGUGUGUAAGUGUGUCUGUGUGUCUGUGUGUCUCCAUGGCCGCCACCCCCCUCGCCAGCUGCACUUAAACUACCAAUCUACUUUAUUUUACACUACACAAGCCAGCUUCUUUUUUGGAGUAAGCCUCAUAAGACACUCCUAUUACCUAACAAUCAAUAAUAAUGUUAAUGAUACUAUUAAUACUACUACUAUUAAUAAUAAUGAUAAUAAUAAUAAUAAUAAUAAAAAAAAGUUACACCCA